This is a messenger RNA of Gryllus bimaculatus (two-spotted cricket), 5729 nucleotides long. Lineage: Eukaryota; Metazoa; Arthropoda; Insecta; Orthoptera; Gryllidae. The record is from the annotation of a GenBank genome assembly.
CAGCACAAGACAUAUACCAACAUUCAUUUGUUUUUAGUUUGGCCAAUAGCGUUCGAAGAUCCAGAAUCGUGGCCAAGAUGCGUGAGUUCCGCUCCAAUGAUGGGGAAGAGAGGAGGGCAAGACUCAAAGUUGAAAUGAAAACUCUCUUUAUGUCUCAAGAGAGUGAAGAUCUUCUAUUAGACACCAUGAAAGAACUACAUGGGAAGAAUUUUUGUUUGAGAGAUAUUUCUGCAUACAAAGAUAAAGGUGAAAACCUUAGUAAACUUUACUGGAUGGAUCGAGGACACCUCAUUGUUCAAGGAGGAAUCGAUUAUUCAAAACCAAAGGAUAGCGUAUCAAUGAAGGAUCAAGUAAAUAAGUUUGCUUUGGCCAGACUACAAGGGUAUGGUUUCCACAAAUCUCAUUGUGCUGAAGCCCUUGAAAUUACAGAUGGUGAUGUAGGGACAGCAUUGGAAGUCUUAGCAUCAAAGUACUUCAGAGUUCAAACUCGUUUUCCAAAUGUUAAAAAACUUCAAGAGGAUGAGGAUGAAGAAGGUAAAGAACUUAAUUUCAGUGGUGAUUUGGAGUCAGCCGUGGAACAAAUGAAAGAAGAAAAGUGUGUGUUAGAAUCAAUAUAUGAAAGUCUCUUUGAGGAACGUAUAGCAAACAGAGUAUGGCUCCUACACUUAGAAAUACCUUACCUAAUAGACUUGUACGUCAAACCAAAAAAAAAUCUGGAAAUAGGAAAAGAGCAAAGAAAACCAAAGAAGGAAGCAGAAAUUUGCAGAUUUUUUGCCAAAGGCCACUGCAAAUUUGCUACUGGGUGUCGCAAUUCUCAUAUCUUACCAAAUUCUACUACCACAGAAACAAAAAAAAAGGUUGAAGCUGAGGAGAAAUUUGUUUUUAAUCUUGAAAUACGGUUUCCAGAAGGUUUAUGUUACCCAGCUGAGUCCCCUCUUAUCUAUCUGAGUACCAACUGUCCCAAAGUUCCUGCGGAUGCCUGUCUGCGUUUGGCCCGACGAUUGCAACAAGAAGCCAUGAACUGCUCCCAAUCAGAACAGCCUUGCGUGUACACUGUGACACAAAUUCUACUUGAGAAGCAGGAGGAAAUGCUGGAGAUACUAAAAGUUUGGAGGGGUGACUUUCCUUUACCCGAAGAGAAGUUGUUCCCCGAUGUGAAGGGUAAAAAGAAUUCUUUGAAUGGAAUGCAAGUUGAUAGUAAUUUUGGCCAUAAUUCAAGAGGUCAGAGAGCUGGAAAGAGUCAACAGAACAUGAAAGAAGUUAUGAGAGAGAAUUCUCGAAUUAUUCAGAAGUUUUUUGAAAUGCAAGAUAGUUGUCCUAAAUAUCAGAAAAUGGUGGAAGCUCGUGCUAAACUUCCUGCAUGGGCAAAAUGUGAAGACAUAUUAUCUGCAAUAGAUGAAAGUCAAGUGGUUGUCAUUAGUGGCGAAACAGGUUGUGGAAAGAGCACUCAGGUGCCCCAGUUUCUCUUAGACCAGUGGCUCACAGGAGCAUGCGACGAUGAGCACAGAGAGAUUGUCUGCACACAGCCACGACGUAUCUCGGCCAUUGGGGUGGCAGAACGUGUUGCUGAUGAACGAGCAGACAGAAUAGGUGGUGUCGUUGGUUACCAGAUACGACUGGAAAGCAAAACCUCAUCUUCAACCCGGCUACUUUUCUGCACAACAGGUAUUCUGCUCAGAAGGCUAGAGGGCGAUCCUAAUCUGUCAUCAAUUACACAUAUCAUUGUGGAUGAAGUCCAUGAACGAAGUGAGGAAAGUGACUUCCUGUUGAUGAUUCUGCGAGACCUAUUACAAGUUAGAAAGGACUUAAAAGUGGUGUUAAUGAGUGCAACGCUGAAUGCCAACUUGUUUUCUAGUUAUUUUGGUAAAGUGCCCAUAAUUGAAAUUCCAGGGAGAACUUUUCCAGUCCAACAGUUCUUCUUAGAAGAUACACUUGAUAUUAUUGAGUAUGCACUUGAAGAGAACUCCCAAUAUUGCAGAGACAUCAAAAAGCCUUUCUCAGAUUCAGAAUCUUUUGAAGUGGAAUUGGCAGUAGCUGACCAGAAAACUGCAGUAAUUCCCAAUCCAGCCACAAGAGAUGAACAUUUGACAAUAUCUCAAAUGAAUUAUCGGUAUGAUGGUUACAGUGUCCUCACCAAAAAGUGUCUCUACCUGAUGGAUGGAGAGAAGAUCAAUUAUGACUUAAUUGAGAGUCUACUUGUCUGGAUUGUUAAAGGAACCCACAAGUUUCCUCGCAGUGGAACAAUUCUGAUAGAUCAGUUCCAUGGAAUACCAGGGCAGGUGUUCCUGCCUGGUUUGGCAGAAAUUCAAACUUUGUACGACCAGAUUAAUGACAACCCUAUUUUGGGCUCAAGAGGAGGCCAGAUUUCACUGCUGCCACUUCAUUCUACACUCAGUAGUGAGGAGCAGGCUGCUGUCUUUAAGAAACCAAAAGGUGGUGCACGUAAAAUAGUUUUGUCAACAAACAUUGCUGAAACUUCGGUAACAAUUGACGACUGUGUGUUUGUUGUGGACUGUGGAAGAAUGAAAGAAAAGAGAUUUGACUCCAACCGUAAUAUGGAAAGUUUGGAGUUGGUAUGGGUAUCUCAAGCUAAUGCACAACAACGCAAAGGCCGUGCUGGCCGAGUGAUGGCGGGGGUGUGCUUCCACCUGUUCACGAAGCAUCGAUUCGACUUUCACUUCCUUAAGCAGCCUAUUCCAGAAUUGCAUCGUCGAACUCUGGAACCUCCACCUGCUGACAGCAUAGACAGUGCAUUGCAACGGCUGAAGGACGUUGGGGCGAUGGACCUUCAGAACAAUCUGACUGCACUUGGAAGGCACUUGGCUGCUCUGCCUGUGGAUGUCAGAAUAGGGAAGCUUAUUAUCUAUGGUGCUAUUUUUUGUUGUGUGGAUUCAUCGCUGACAAUUGCAGCUUGCCUAUCUCACAAAUCUCCUUUUGUCGCUCCAUUUGGGAAGAAAGAGCUGGCUGAUAGUAGGAAGAAAACGUUUGCUGUCGGAAAUAGUGAUCAGUUAACUGUUCUGAAAGCAUACAAGCAUGGCAAAAGCAGUGCAUGUGAGCAAGUUGCGCUGGGCAAGCUUUUGUGCAAGAAAACUUCCUGUCAUGGCGAACACUUGUCAUGUUGGCAGACAUCAAACAGCAGUUUGCUGGAGCUGGCUUGCAAGCAUUGGCUUUGUGUCCCCAGACACUGUCAGGCGACCCCGCAGAGUGGCAGUGACAUUGUUCUGCCCAAACUGGGCCUGAGUUGCCGAACAAACUGUGUCAAAGAAUUUCAGCUGAUGAAUGAAUGCUCUCUUAAAAAAAUGGCUACGGUCUGGUUUCUAGUUGAACGCCCAAUGGAGAAACAACCAAGUUGCUGGAGCCUUCUGUGCGCUGCUCUCUAUCCACAAGUGGUGCAAGUUCUAACUCAUGAGAAAUCGUAUUUACUCCCAGUGCAACAGGUGUUUUUGCAUCCAUCCUCCAUCAACUACACUGUAACUCAUUUCACCAGCCCUUAUCUUGUGUAUCAAGAGAAAGUGAAGACAAGCCGUGUUUUCAUAAGAGACACAUCCAUGGUGCCACUACUCCCAUUGGUUCUGUUUUCUGGAUGUGGUUUAACUGUGGAGAUGAGCAGGGGAGAGUUUGUGUUGGCCCUUGCCGAUGGGUGGAUAAAGUUCCUUGUAGAAAAGCAUAAUGUGGCUGAAUUGAUCAAGAUGAUUCGCAGUGAAUUUGUAGAUUUAUUAGCAAAAAAAAUUGAAGAUCCAAGCCUUGACCUUCUGACUCAUGAAAGAGGGAAAAAAAUUGUCCGGACUAUAAUUCAUUUGGUUACAAGAGGUUGACAAGAAAGUAUACUUAAUAAAUGAAUUACCAGCAGAUGUACCUUCGUGUGAUCUUUUCAUUGUAUCCUUCCAAUAAAAAAAUGGAUAUUCUUGAAAUUUUAACUACAAUUUUAAUAUUUUGCUAAGUUAUUUAAUUCUAAGAGGAGAGCAUACAUUAAUUAAAAUAUUUGGGAUGAAUAAUUAUUUCAUAUAUUUUAAACUGAACGCAUUUCACAUCAUUUGGUUGGCCCUUAUUAAUUUAACAUCCUUCAUACAUUUUAUUUAUUGUAGCUUAGUUUGUGGAAACCACUUCUGGACUAAAGUCUUUUAUUGAUACGCUUCUAAAUGAUCAAUUUGUCUGGAAAGAUCCACUUCAAAAGGUUUCAAUAUGUAUUUGUAAAUGUUGAAUGUACUCUUGGUCACGUUACAUGAUAUGGGAUGUGGCCUAAUUAUGAUUACACUUUAUGUAAAGGCUGUGUUGAGUGAUGUGAAUUCGAAUUGAAUGAGGAGUGGAGUGUUCAUUGAAUUGAAUUUAUAACUGUAUGUCCUGUGGCUUUUGUAGUGAGAGCCACAAUAAAAAGGAAAUAAUAUAUUUGCUAUGGUGCUGCUUUUGGAUUUUUAUUAUCAGGAAAAUUUGUAAUUUUUUAAAUAAUAGCAUUUAUUUCAUUGUACAUUUUAUUUUAUUUGAUCGCCUUUACAGUUAAAGUUUGAAAUAGAUUAAAUGGCUCAUUAUUAUAUCCAAUGGGAAAUGGGGUAUUGCCUUACUGUCAAUAUAAUACCAUUAAUUAUAUAGACACGUGGUUAGAAAAUAGGUCAAAUGUGUAAAAGGCAAUUGAAUAAGAUAAGCUGUAUAUUACAUGUGGCUAGACUACUAUGUGCUCAUUAGUAAUUUAUACUCUUGGGCUACUGCGCUGUAAGAUAAAGAACUAUUAUUUUAUUGAAGUUAAAAAUUAACAUAUAUUGUUGAACUGCCUAUUUAGAUUACUGAUUUAAUGUACGUUUCAUCAUUGACUAAGCACUGGUCCCAAGUUAUACAAUAUUUAUUACUUUAUUUCAAUAACUUCUAAUUUAUUUCAGGGGUUUAUAAAACCUUCCAAUUUUACGGUUUCAAUAUUUUCAGAUAUUUAGACAAUUUUUCAAUCGGAAACAAAGAUUUGAGUUUAAAAUAAAACAAAAUUCUGAAAGGAAAUUAUUCUGACUCUCAAUAGAACUAGAAAAGAAAUUUUAACUGCUUGUUGUCAGGAAUUAUUUGUUUUCAUAAUCCAAAUAAAGAAGGCGCUACUAUUCUUAUGAGAAGUGACAUCUUGUGAUAUGUAUCUUUUGCCAGGUGAAAGUAGCCACACUUCUUUACUACAUUCCCUGACUGUAGGAAUUAAUACAAUGAGUCACUAUUUUUUAAAAUUAGCUUUAAAAAACAAAGGAAUACCAAUGGAAUAAAGUGUUCAUGAAGACAUAAAUCUUCAUUUACUGAUGAUUCUUAUUUUAUAAUGCCUACAAUAAGUAAUUCUAAUAAUGUUUGUUUUUAAUAAUAUUGACAAUCCUUCAGAACUUAGGUUGAAUUACUCACAAAUUUUAAGUUCUGUUUGUAAUGGCUAGCCAUAUCAUUUACACACCACCUCUUAAUUCAAAAUUAUGAUUUUGAAAUACAGGUUUCCUCAAGUUACCCCCAUACUAUCUUUUUAUUUUUGGAGAAAAAAAUCAGGAUUGAUUUUUAAAACGAUCUUUGUAGUUUGGUUGUUAGGAGGAUAGAUAGAAAAAGGAAGAAGUGCAAUGGCUGUAUUAUUGUUAUUGCUUUUGAGUAAUAUUGAGUAAACCAUUGCCAAUUUUUAAAAUGGUUUUUAUAUUUCAGUGCCAGGUAAUUCAUGGUUUAAAUGACAUUAAAUGCUGUAGUUUUAUUGAGACAAAAACACCACAACUUUACAGUGAUAUUGAAAU